Rotaria sp. Silwood2 is the source of this 2322-nucleotide messenger RNA. Lineage: Eukaryota; Metazoa; Rotifera; Eurotatoria; Philodinida; Philodinidae. The record is from the annotation of a GenBank genome assembly.
GAGGGCGUCAGCAAGAUGUCGGGCUCCUUCAUCGCCGAUCUGAUUUCGUUUAAGAUGUAAUGUGUUGAUAGUCUGUGAUAAGUAAGAAUGUUAUAGAUAUCAAAAAUGAGCAUAGAUCUUGUCUUACUUGAUUGAUCUUGAGGGCAUCAGCAAGAUGAUGCGCUCCUUCGGCACCGAUCUGAUUGUAUGAAAGAUUUAGUGUAGUGAUAGUCUAUUAUGAAUGAAAACAUUCCAGAUAUUAUAGGUUAGGAGAAAUCUUGCCUUACUUCAUCGGUCUUUAAAGUAUCGCAGAUAUAACGUGCUCCUUUGUAAUCGAUCUGGUUCUUCACAAGAUUUAGUCUUUUGAUUGUCUAUAAUAAAAAAGAAUCUUGAAGAUACAAUACAUCGGCAAACAUUUUGUCUCACUUGGUUUUUCUUGAGGACAUCAGUAAUAUAAUGUAGUCUCUCAACACCGAUUCGCGUGCGUUGAAGAUUCACUUUUCUGAUUAUCUAAGAUGAAUAAAAAUCAUGUGUAGAUGUCCUAGAUGAUUACAGGUAUUGUCUCACUUGACUCGUCCUGAAAGCAUCAUGGAGAUGAUACGCGCGUUCAGCACUAACCCGAUGGUUGUAAAGCAUAAAUGUAGCAAUUGUCUAUUAUGAAUGAAGAUAUGGUAGGUAUGAAAGCACGACAGAGAACUUGUCUUACUUGAUUAAUGUUUAAAGCAUCAGCAAGGUGAUGCGCUCCCAGUGCGCUGAUCGGAUUAAAUUGAAGAUUCAGUGUGGUAAUAACCUAGAAUUAAGAAAAAAUAUUGUACACGGUGGUAAAUAAUAUUAUUCAAGGGGGGUAACGCUAUAAUUUCGAGUCGGAAAUAUGAUGAAUUUUAUACCAAAUGAAAGUCCGUGAAAAAUGGGAUUUAUUGAUGCUAAAUAGUAAGACUUUGAAGGACUUUCGUAUAUCGAACGUUUAAACACAACGGAAUUUUCUCUCAAAACAACCGUUAAAAACCAUUUUUCAUAAGUUUUAAGACAUUGAAAACGAAAAUUUUUCUAUGAGAACGAAAGAAAAAUGGUAACGAUCACGAUAUACAACUAUGACUCAGACAAUAAGAUGGUUCUUUUGCGUUCUGUUAAAUAUUUUUCUCCACGUGAUACUAGUUAUUUCAAAACUUUUUUCGUUAUCAGUCUGCCUGAAAGUUAUAGUCGACAGAAAUUUCAGUGUUUUUUUGUUUAUUAUUUCAAAUAGCUGGUGUUUAUGAUACCGAACCACAAAGAAUGAUUGACAGAAUUAAAUGCAUUACUUUCCACGAAGCUCGCGAUGCUGGUGCAACAUUUAUAAAUAGAUAAUGGAUUGCCGACAAAAUUCACCGUACGACUCGAUUUGUCUCAGAAUAGUGGGGAAAAUCGUGUGACCAAUGCUUGGGUGAUUAUUCAAAUGCUGGUCCUAAAUUCAAGUUGUCAAGAGUUGCUCAGGACAUUAUUCGUGAAGCAAGUGGUCGGCAAGAGGAAAGCGCUUCUGUUGUGGCGAAAGAGAUUGCAGAGAAGCAAAAAGAAUAUGUUACUCGACAAACAGUUAAUAACUACCGUCAUAGGGAAGGAUUAAAGCCUUUUCAUGUUAUUCCAAGACCGUUAAAAUCUGAAACUCAUAUAUCAGAUCGAUUAUGGCUUUGUGAUUGGUUAAAAGAUUGGACUGAAGGAGAUUUUCUUCAUCUGGCGCCAUCGGAUGAAUUUUAUGUUUGGACUGUUCGCAGACCAAAUUAUCAAAAUGAUAGAGUUUGGGCAAAAAGUGUUGAAGAUAUUCAAGACGAUGAAAGGUAUCGCGAAAUGGUUAAAAACCAAGCGUGCAUCGGCAUUUUUAUCAUUUUCACCGCGAAAAAGUUGCAUUGGGUGAUUAAAGAUGAAGGUGAAUCUUGGACCGGUCAAUAUUUUUGUGACAUCAUUCUAAUGCAACACGUAUUUCCGUUCCUCAACGACGAAGCAAAUGUAAUUGAUCUGGAUAAUGUGAUAUUUGUUCAUGAUAAAGCACCAUGUAUGCGAGCAAACAUGACUCAACAUCUGAUUCGAGACAACAACGUCAAGUUUUGGGGCAAUGAUAUUUGGUCUGGUAAUUCGCCUGAUCUCAAUGUAGCGGAACGUAUUGGAUCAAUAAUCAAAGAUGAAGUUGAAAAAAAAAUGUUAUCGGAAACUGGACAUAAUCGAUAUCGUGAAGACACACUAAAAAAGCACAUUGCAAAUGUCUUGACUGACAUGGAAGAAGAUAUCGAAUUGUUUGAAGUUCUUUUAUGCUCGUAUCUAUCUCGACUUCGUGCAGUAAAGAACGUUAACGGUCGCCAUACUGAUUAUUGA